Aspergillus eucalypticola CBS 122712 is the source of this 879-nucleotide messenger RNA. RefSeq names its product SDR family oxidoreductase. The transcript has 5 exons. The record is from RefSeq and is a predicted model, not a curated record. NCBI's taxonomy places the organism in Eukaryota, Fungi, Ascomycota, Eurotiomycetes, Eurotiales, Aspergillaceae. The coding region runs from base 1 to 774 and encodes 257 amino acids.
AUGUGGUCUGAUGGACGGCCAUCCUACCUGAUUACAGGCGCUUCCCGUGGCAUUGGUCUUGCCACGGCCCGUACACUGGCCUCCAAACCCGCCAGCGAUGUGUCCGUCAUCUUUGCAGCGGCCCGUACCCAGACCGAUGAUCUAAAACGUCUCGUGGCGCAGUCCCCCGGGCGAGUUCAUCAUAUAUCCAUGGAUGUUGAAAGUAAAAAUAGUAUACAAACGGCAGUUGGGACCGUUGAAAGUGUGCUAUUGGGGAAAGGUCUUGAUGUUUUGAUCAACAAUGCGGGUAUCAUGCCCUCAACCCGGGGCGGCAUUGAAAAUAUGGACAACUUGGACUCCGUCUUCCACACCAAUGUCACCAGUGCCCAUAUGGUGACAAGUGCCUUCUUACCACUCCUUAAGAAAGGAAACCAGAAGAAAGUGGUAAACAUCUCGACAACACUUGGCUCAAUCACAAUGUCACCCAGGUUCGCACUGUUUCCGGUGCCAGCUUACAAAGUUAGCAAAGCAGCGCUGAAUAUGCUUACCGUGCAAUACGCGCAGUCUUUCGCGGAUCAGGGAUUCACGUUCCUUGCAAUCUCGCCGGGUUGGGUGAAGACAGACCUUGGGGGAGAGAGGGCGGAUGUAACAGUUGAACAGAGUGUACAAGGUCUGUUGGAUAUCAUAGUUCCUGCAACUCAAGAAGAUAACGGGAAGUUCUUCAAUAUUCGAGUUCCCGGAUGGGAGCAGGCAGAAGGGUUGAACCAAUAUGAUGGAGCGGUGGUGCCGUGGUAGGCCAUAUUGGAGUUUCCCGCCUACUUUUGAUCUGUCCUUCUCGAUCCCAUAUAUACUUUGUGACGUCGACCCUUCUGCAGAAGUGCAGGCACGAUAAUAUCAUCC